Messenger RNA from Dendroctonus ponderosae (mountain pine beetle), 2845 nucleotides. RefSeq names its product ryanodine receptor-like. The annotation marks the transcript as partial. Gene Ontology annotation, molecular function: ryanodine-sensitive calcium-release channel activity; protein binding. The record is from RefSeq and is a predicted model, not a curated record. Lineage: Eukaryota; Metazoa; Arthropoda; Insecta; Coleoptera; Curculionidae. Gene Ontology annotation, biological process: calcium ion transmembrane transport. Gene Ontology annotation, cellular component: smooth endoplasmic reticulum; sarcoplasmic reticulum membrane; sarcolemma. The transcript has 13 exons.
AUGGUAGUUGCUUUGAUUUCCACUUACACUCCAAUUAUAGUGAUCUAUGAGGGCGGAAGUGUGAUGUCUCAAGCCCGAUCUUUGUGGCGAUUGGAACUAGCCAGAACAAAAUGGGCAGGAGGUUUCAUCAACUGGAGUCAUCCAAUGAGAAUAAGGCAUAUUACUACUGGACGAUACCUUGCUGUGAAUGAGAGUAACGAAUUGUACCUAGUCAGCAGACAUGAAAAAGACGAUCAGAAAGUGGUACUAGAAGACAAAGACUUAGAGGUAAUCGGUUCGGCCAUAAUUAAGUAUGGUGACUCGACCGUCAUCGUGCAGCAUUCUGAGUCUGGACUGUGGUUGUCUUACAAGGCAUAUGAGACGAAGAAAAAAGGGGUGGGCAAAGUCGAAGAAAAGCAAGCAGUUCUCCAUGAGGAGGGCAAAAUGGACGACGGUUUAGACUUCAGCAGAAGUCAAGAGGAGGAAUCGAGAACAGCUAGAGUGAUUCGGAAGUGCAGUUCUCUAUUUACUCAGUUUAUUAAUGGGCUGGAAAGUUUGCAAGUCAAUAGACGACACUCGAUGUUUUUCCAAGUGGUUCAUUUAAACGAAAUGGUAAUGUGCUUAGAAGACUUGAUUAAUUAUUUCGCGCAACCUGAAGACGACAUGGAGCACGAAGAAAAGCAGAAUCGGCUGCGGGCCCUGCGAAACAGACAAGAUUUGUUCCAGGAAGAAGGCAUUUUGAACCUUAUCCUAGAGGCAAUUGAUAAAAUUAACGUUAUCACGUCUCAGGGGUUUCUUGCAGCUUUAGCGGGCGACCAAAGCUGGGAAAUGAUAUCCGGGUAUCUCUAUCAGCUUUUAGCAGCCAUAAUUAAGGGAAACCACACGAAUUGUGCCCAAUUCGCGAAUUCCAAUCGGUUGAAUUGGCUGUUUUCCAGGCUGGGCUCUCAAGCUUCGAGCGAAGGAACCGGAAUGCUUGACGUGCUCCACUGCGUUCUGAUCGAUUCACCAGAGGCUCUUAAUAUGAUGCGAGACGAACACAUUAAAGUCAUCAUUUCCCUUCUGGAAAAACAUGGUCGCGAUCCAAAAGUCCUGGAUGUGUUGUGUUCCCUCUGCGUCGGUAACGGUGUAGCUGUUCGAAGCUCACAGAACAAUAUCUGCGAUUAUUUGCUACCCGGCAAAAACCUGCUUCUUCAAACUCAAUUGGUCGAUCAUGUGGCCAGCGUUAGACCCAACAUUUUCGUGGGCAGAGUGGAGGGCAGUGCAAUUUACCAAAAGUGGUACUUCGAAGUCACGGUGGAUCAUUUGGAGCAAACCACUCACAUGAUGCCGCAUCUGCGAAUUGGCUGGGCGAAUUCUAAGGGCUACAUUCCCUAUCCGGGCGGUGGUGAAAAAUGGGGCGGAAAUGGUGUUGGAGACGAUCUGUACUCGUUUGGGUUUGAUGGGGCUUUUCUGUGGACUGGAGGACGAUGCACCCAAGUUGUGGGCAAUGUUGUGGAACCGUAUAUUAGGAAAAACUUAACUAUUCCUCAAAUAUAUUUCACAUUCAAUGGCAACCCAAUUAGAGGCAGUUUCAGAAACUUUAACUUGGAUGGAAUGUUCUUUCCCGUAAUCAGUUGCUCUUCUAAGCUGAGUUGUCGCUUUUUGCUCGGCGGCGAUCACGGCAAGCUGAAGUUCUGUCCUCCAGAAGAGUUCUCUCCUUUAGUGGAAAGCCUGCUUCCGCAACAGAUUCUCAACCUCGAUUCUUGCUUCUACUUCGGAAACAUGAACAAGAACGUGAUCGCAGGCCCGCUUUUAAUAGAAGAUGAUACCGCUUUUGUGCCCAAUCCUGUGGAUACUUCCAUGGUUGGUUUGCCCAGUUAUAUUGAAUCAAUCAAGGACAAGUUAGCGGAAAAUAUACAUGAAAUGUGGGCCAUGAAUAAAAUCGAGGCCGGCUGGGCUUGGGGCGAAUACAGGGACGAUUUACGACAUGUUCAUCCCUGUUUGGUGCCAUUUGAUAAGCUGCCAACCGCCGAAAAACGAUACGAUUCGCAACUGGCUGUUCAGACCUUAAAGACCGUAAUUGCAUUGGGCUAUUACAUAACAAUGGACAAGCCGCCGUCCAGAAUUAAGACUGUCCGGUUGCCAAAUGAACCAUUUAUGCAGGGGAAUGGUUAUAAACCCGCUCCUUUAGAUCUAAGCGCCAUAACUCUUACUGCAAAAUUGGAGGAAUUGGUUGAUCAAUUGGCCGAAAAUACGCACAAUCUUUGGGCGAAAGAACGUAUUCAGCAAGCCUGGACCUAUGGAUUAAAUGAGGAUCCUGAUAUGUUGCGUAGCCCCCAUUUGGUGCCAUACAACAAAGUUGACGAUGCAAUUAAAAAAGCCAAUCGAGACACAGCUUCUGAGACCGUUAGGACUCUGCUAGUGUAUGGAUAUGUGAUUGAUCCGCCCACUGGUGAACAACAAGAAACUCUUUUGGCCGAAGCUAGCAGACUCAGACAGCAAGCGUUUCGAACUUACCGCAACAUGAACCGAGCAGUAACAUACUGGUAUACAAAAGACCAGCCGAUUUUCGAAAACACCGACGAUAUGCCUGAUACGAAAAUCGACGUAAUCAGAAUCCUAGCCGGAUCAGAUAGUCCCCCGUGUCUGAAAAUCAGCCAUAACACCUUUGAAACGAUGGAAAAAGCGAACUGGGAGUUUCUACGACUUAGUCUUCCAGUGAUUUGCCAUCAGGAGUUUAUAACGGAGGAGGAGAAAAUGCGCCGCUGGAAUGAAAUCAAAAUCAGGCAACAUAGGCUGAAAGUGGAAGCCGAUCAAUCAGUGACCGCAAAUCCCGCACACAUUGAAAAUAUCAUGAGAAGUGGAUUUUCCAUGACUGAUAUCAAAG